AAUUACAGCCAUUGGGUUAAGUGUGCUAGAUAAAUGAAGCAAGGGUUCGAGAAAUAAAGAUUCUUCGCAGUAUUAUGAACAGGCAGGCGGCGCCCAUCACGAGACUCUCCUUGAGAUAUAUUAGUGAGCGCGUGACAAUCACGGAUCACUAGCCGAAGAACUGAUUUAAAGCUUAACCUGGUUAGAAAAUAUAAUUCGUACCGUAUUUACGUGCCUUCAUUUAAAGAACCUGGAAAAGCAACCUUAUUUAUUUACUGAAUAUCGAAAUAUUGUAUGGAAAAUGAAGACACGCUGACACUGCGAAUUUUAAUGUAAACUUUCCAGUUGAAAAUGUCGACGUUGAGUAUACGUUUGGGAUGGAAAACGGAUUGCAGAAGACUGGACUCGGAUCAGGACGUCACGAUCCUCACAAACCUGCUAAUGGCUCCACAUCUGCUUCAACCACACUGCACUAACAGGUUCCUGUGUGGGAUUAGAAACCUACUGGGCAUCUACAGCAAACUGGAUUUUAGUUACCCUACACCUCAGCUCUGUCUACUGAUACAACUGCUUUCUGAGAGGGUGUUGGGGUGCCCUGGAUCACAGCAGUCCUGCACAGUGGAAGAGUGAAAUGUAUGGAACCUGGCUGAGAGACUUGUGGAAUGUGUCAGCGCCUCGGAUGAGGUAAAUUAAAUGCAAAGAGAAAAUACCCAUUCCUGGAGACGGUUGAACACAUCGGUUGCAUUUAUCCGGGUGUUUUAUUCGUAGCAGCUUUUUGCAUAAUUGCUGUAGUGCGGACAAAAAGCGAAGAGAAGAGCAUCAGCCUUGAUUUGCGUCGCAUACUCCUUCGACUUUCCUUGGAUUGCUCUAAACGACUACAACAUGUUGACUGACAACCUGGAACUAUGAAUUAAAUGUUACAUUUUCAUAUUUCUUUGUUGAUUUUCUAAGUAAUCGGGAAAAGAAUGGGAUGUUUGGUGUACGUUUAUUAAAAUGUUAUUAACUCUUUAUAAUAAAGAGCUAAACAAUUACUUUCUCGUUUUCAGAGAAAAACUGUGAUUCAUACAUGAAAAACAGUCAACGCGUGCAGACGGUGGGCAAAAAUGUGAUUUAUUUUAGAAUGAAAGCAUUUCUGGCGCCAGCUCAGUCCUCGUUCACAGAAAAUGGACAGUUAUACCCAGCGACAUCAUUGAAUAUAUUCCCCUAAAGAUAUAUUUUAAAAUGGGAAAUAAGGAUGUAGGAUUCCGCACUGGGCUGUGAGUGGAAAUCUAAUCAGAUUCCUUGGGGCAGGAUCGUUGAGACGGAAGGGGGGAGAAAAGUUGCGUGUGAAAAGCUGAGAAAAAGGACCGAAGAAGCCAACCUACUUUGGCAGGAUGCGAUGAGGCUCCGCUGGUGAAUGCGACGGUGGCUCGGACCCUGACACUUAGAGAUUCGUGAAAAUCUGUCUUUAAAUCCGAAUAUUCAGACUGAGCCCGUUGCAAAGUAUAAGAUAUCUAUCAAUGCGUGAAUACCAUACGCUUGCAGAACAAGACGGAUACAUGUUCGUUUUUAUCCCUGCUGUUUUUAAGUCCAUUUUUCUCCUUCUCCAAAAUUGCCAAACAAACGAAACGAUGGAUAAAAGGGCACCUGUUUUAACAGACGAACCAUAAGGUCUGAGAUCGAUCCCGUGAGCGUUUCUGGAGGAUGUAUUGAGAUCUUAUGUCGAUUUUGUGCUGGGAGACCGGACACGCUGUGUACACUAAGACUCUCCAUCGCCUCGGAUCCUGCGAAAUUACCGGACCGACUGCAGAUGGUUUUUCGGCGUGGCCGUGGAGGGGAGAUCGCCGGAAAAGGCAGCGCGCAUCUCCAUUGCCAUUCGCACGACAAGCGACCGCGCACGUCUGCAAGGGACAGAAGGCCUGCCGGCUGCCGGGGCUGCGUGCGAAGAUGUUCGGGAACCACUGCGAUGGCAAAUGAGCUGGCAGGCCUCACAACCCAAGAUUCCCAAAGAGAGGACCACCAGCUAACGAAUUAUGAAUGUUGAACAAGAUGACGUCCUACCCACAGCAGGAGACGAUGAAAGGUCCUAGGUGGAACAGGGCCCUGUCUGACCAUUUGUUUGUGCUGCUGCUGGCCCUCCAGCUUUUGGUGGUGGCGGGCCUGGCGCGAGCCCAGACUUGCCCGUCCGUGUGCUCCUGCAGCAACCAGUUCAGCAAGGUCAUCUGCACGCGACGGGGCUUGCGUGAUGUGCCCGACGGCAUCUCCACCAACACGCGCUACCUGAACCUGCAGGAGAACCAGAUCCAGGUCAUCAAGGUGGACAGCUUCAAGCACCUCCGCCACCUCGAGAUUCUGCAGCUGAGCAAGAACCACAUCCGCAGCAUCGAGAUCGGUGCCUUCAAUGGGCUGGCCAGCCUCAACACACUGGAGCUCUUUGACAACCGGCUUACCACCAUCCCCAACGGGGCUUUCGAGUACCUCUCCAAGCUGAAGGAGCUCUGGCUGAGGAACAACCCCAUCGAGAGCAUCCCCUCAUACGCCUUCAACCGCGUGCCGUCCCUCCGCCGCCUCGACCUGGGUGAGCUCAAGCGGCUCUCCUAUGUGUCCGAGGGUGCCUUUGAGGGCCUGAGCAACCUGCGCUACCUGAACCUGGGCAUGUGCAACCUGAAGGAGAUCCCUAACCUUAUCCCUCUGGUUAGGUUGGAUGAGCUGGAGAUGUCAGGAAACCAGCUCUCAGUUAUCCGGCCCGGGUCUUUCAAGGGUCUCAUACACCUGCAGAAGUUGUGGAUGAUGCACGCCCAGAUCCAGACCAUAGAGAGGAAUUCUUUCGAUGACUUACAGUCCUUAGUGGAGCUCAACCUGGCCCACAACAACCUGACCCUGCUGCCCCAUGACCUCUUCACCCCCCUGCACCACCUGGAGCGGGUACAUCUGCACCACAACCCCUGGAAUUGCAACUGUGACAUCCUUUGGCUCAGCUGGUGGUUGAAGGAGAUGGUGCCAGCCAACACCAGCUGCUGUGCCCGCUGCAGCUCACCCGCCAGCCACAAAGGACGCUACAUUGGGGAGCUUGACCAGAACUACUUCAACUGUUACGCCCCUGUUAUCGUGGAGCCACCCACGGACCUCAACGUGACCGAAGGCAUGGCCGCUGAGCUCAAGUGCCGAGCCAACUCAUUGACCUCGGUCAGCUGGAUCACGCCCAACGGCUCCAUAAUGACACAUGGGGCGUACAAGGUACGCAUCUCUGUGCUCAACGACGGGACGCUGAACUUCACCAACGUAACGGUGCAGGACACGGGCACCUACACGUGCAUGGUGAGCAACUCGGCAGGAAACACGACGGCCUCGGCGACCCUCAAUGUGUCCUCGACCGAGAACAGCAGCUUCAGCUAUUUCACCACGGUCACCGUGGAGACAAUUGAGCCCCCGCACGAUGAGGGCAGGACCCCCCCGCAGCAGAGCGUGGGACCCACCCCUUCAUCUGGCGGUUGGGAGCCUUCCUCUUCGACCACGACCACCACAGCCCGCACCCCUGCCUCCACUAGGACACCAGAGAAGGCCUACACCAUCCCCGUUACAGAGCCGGUAGAAGGCCCGCUCAAUGGGCUAGACGAGGUGAUGAAGACAACCAAGAUCAUCAUCGGCUGCUUUGUGGCCAUCACCCUGAUGGCUGCCGUCAUGCUCAUCAUAUUCUACAAGAUGCGGAAGCAGCACCACCAGCAGAAUCAGCAUGCGCCCACGCGUGCCAUGGAGAUCAUUACCGUAGGCGAGGAGCUGGCGGGAGGCUCGACCAUGGAGGGCCAACUGACACUGCCCCCCCUGGAACAUGAGCACCUCAACCACUACAACUCUUACAAGACAUACAACCAUGCCUCCACCAUCAACUCCAUGCACAGCUCCGCGCAUGAACCACUGCUAAUCCGGGCUAGCUCGAAAGACAAUGUGCAAGAGACACAAAUUUGACUCUGUUUCAUAAUUACAGAAAUAUUAUAAAAAACAUUAUUAAUAAAAAUGAAGAGUAAAAAAGACAGAGGGACAUGCAGCAAAGCAGCAGGUGGUAACAUUUAUCGAUGCUAUUGGGAAAAUAGGGUAUGUCUGCUGUUUCAAAAAGUGUCUUUACAAAGCAAAGGUUAUUUAUUUAAAGAAAUCUAUUGUGGUUAAAUUCAAGAAAACGCAUCAUGUAUUCUGCAAAAAAAAAUAUUUUCUUUCAGCAUUUAUAUCAUCUUUAUUUGUUUUUCUGUUCUAUUUUUUUCUGUUGUGGAAGAAUGGUUUACUAAGACGAAUGUGCUUGCAAACUCUGUGUAAAUCUCACGGGUUUUGAGAGUCAGCGCACAAACUGAGGCCAGUCGGAGGGUCUUUGUUCGCCCAACACACACCGGACGGAGUGUAGAAAACUCUUCGUUUCUGGUUUCAAUAAAAACAGGGCUUUGACUGGAGCCUCCCCCCCCCCCC
Brienomyrus brachyistius is the source of this 4413-nucleotide messenger RNA. RefSeq names its product leucine rich repeat containing 4C, genome duplicate a (gene lrrc4ca). The record is from RefSeq and is a predicted model, not a curated record. Gene Ontology annotation, molecular function: cell-cell adhesion mediator activity. Gene Ontology annotation, cellular component: glutamatergic synapse; postsynaptic density membrane; plasma membrane. Gene Ontology annotation, biological process: regulation of axonogenesis; modulation of chemical synaptic transmission; synaptic membrane adhesion. The coding region runs from base 1996 to 3924 and encodes 642 amino acids. The transcript is spliced from 7 exons. NCBI's taxonomy places the organism in Eukaryota, Metazoa, Chordata, Actinopteri, Osteoglossiformes, Mormyridae.